Molecule: messenger RNA, 1080 nt
Organism: Schistocerca serialis cubense
Lineage: Eukaryota; Metazoa; Arthropoda; Insecta; Orthoptera; Acrididae
Exons: 2
Coding region: 1-1080 (359 amino acids)
Biological process (GO): regulation of transcription by RNA polymerase II
Cellular component (GO): transcription regulator complex; nucleus
Source: RefSeq, a predicted model, not a curated record
AUGGAUGAAAUUGAUACUGAACUUUUGAUAACCUUGGUGGAAGUAAGACCUGUUCUGUGGGACAAAACUCUAGAUGCGUAUAGAGAUCGUAUUGCUACAAAGAAUGCUUGGCGGGAAGUUUGCGUAGCACUGAAGCAAGAUUUUGAUGAGAUGGAAGACAAAGAUAAAAAUGCGUUUGGUAUAGAAGUAAUACGGAGGUGGACCAAUCUACGAGACUCCUUUGUGAAGUCAAACAUAAAAAUUCAAGCUGCGAAAAAAAGUGGCUCAGCAGCAAAGAAAAUGAAAAAGUAUGUAUAUUCUGAUCAGCUGCAGUUUCUAAAAAAGCUGUAUGAUGCUCGAGAGACGGAGGACAGUUUUCAAUCGGAACGCACCGCCAGACUGGAAGAAGAUAUAGAAACGCAGGGCUCCGUCGAAAAUACUGAGAAUGUUUCUGGGCCAUUUGAUACAGCACCCACACAACAAACAUCCAAAAGCGAGUGCCAUACAAACAGAAAACAUAGAAAACCUGAUGCAAUCGAAAUGAAAAUAUUACGAGCUCUGGAAGAAGACAAACCUUGCAGCAAAAUGUCAUUUUUACUUAGUCUGAAGCCUCAUCUGGAAAAAUUUGAUGAACAGGAUUAUCUUCAGUUUCAGAUGGGAGUCCUCAAAGUUAUAGAAAAUAUAUAUGAAAGGAGAAAUAUAUUGACAGCUCAACCUCCUCCAUUUACCCAUUACACACCUCCCAUGCCCUAUAAUAAUAGAUUUCAAGCUUAUUCUUAUUCACCUAUGGAAAAUGCUGCUCCAAUAUCCUCUUACCAUACGCAUCAGAUUCGUCCUCCUCCAGCUGCACCAAACCCAACUACUUUUCUCGAACAACCAUUACAGACUUCUCAAGGUCGCAGUUCUUAUCAACGAAUUAAUAAAGUGCCACCACCAUACCCUUCGCCUUCCACAAGUAGCCAUGAAGGCCCACCAUCAACAACGCAGUUCUACAACGUUUUUGCAGAGAGCCUGUCGCCACAAAGUGACAGUACAGUCAGUCCUGCUACAAACUCUUUGGUUUCAACUGCUGAUAUUGAUAUUGACUUUUCUACUUCAUAA